CAAGCGAAUUGCUAACCUAGCCCAGCCCUCUUUCGUUCGCACACCCCCGCCGCCAACCUCCAGCUCCGGCUCGCGAGACACCGCCACCACCCUCCCGCUAACCAGCCACAGCCUCCCCAACGCCCCUGAGCGCGCUGCCACCCUGCGUCCCCUGACCAUCGCGCCAUCGUUCUCCGACCUCCUGCCAGUCACCGCCGUCGAAACCAACCACGUCGCCUCCCUGACCAAGACCACGACGCCGCCGCCCCUCAGCACGCGGAACGAGACACUCGUCGGUUGAAUUUGCGCCGCCCCAGUGCAGUCCAGCCCCAAUACUGCAUCGAUCUAUCUAUUGUGCUCCCGUCCGCACCGGCAGUGGCGACGAUGAAGAUUGAGAAAGCAAAUGCAGGACAUCUCACCAACUUCGAAGUUCUCGACUUCUUACGGAAAAGAGGUGCAAAAACUGAUCCGAUGGGAUGUUUGGGGGCCGUUGCUGCAUCAGAGUGUAAGGUAUACGAGUACCUCCUGAAAACUCCUGCUUGCAAUCAGACAAGGGAAUCAGUUACUGAAUUUGCAAGCACAUGUGAGGGUUUCAAGCUUACUGAUGCUGACAAGCAAAACAUUAUCAAUUGGAGGCCAACCUCAGCAGCUGAUGUUUAUGCGAUGGUGGAGGAGUGUGGGAAAAGAUUUUGCAAGGACGAGCGAGGAGUGCCGCAGGAUGAAGAGGACCGUGCCAAGGAACUUGUGGCUCUUGUAAACGAGAUUUUUCCAGCACCACCUGCAAAGCCAAAGGAUGAGGUGGAUAUGAAGCCAGAGGAUGAAGUGGAUGCGAAGCCAGAGGAUGAAGUGGAUAUGGAUAUGAAGGACAGCUGAAAGGGUUUGGUUCUGCUAUAUAUAUAAAGGGUUUGUUUCUUGACGAGGGAUAGACUUUCGCAUCGACCUGUAGCUUAUCUAUGCAUCUGCAUACAUGUUCUGGGUAACUGCUUGUGGUGGCAGAAGGCCAAUAUUGUUUGAGACAUCAAUGUCAGAAACAACAAAUUGACCUAUGAGCUUCAAUCGCAGUUUUGAGGUUCUCUU
Aegilops tauschii subsp. strangulata is the source of this 1056-nucleotide messenger RNA. RefSeq lists its product as uncharacterized. Gene Ontology annotation, molecular function: nucleotide binding. Gene Ontology annotation, cellular component: RNA polymerase III complex. Gene Ontology annotation, biological process: transcription initiation at RNA polymerase III promoter. The record is from RefSeq and is a predicted model, not a curated record. NCBI's taxonomy places the organism in Eukaryota, Viridiplantae, Streptophyta, Magnoliopsida, Poales, Poaceae.